AUGCCCUUUGCUGAGCGCGAAGCGGUGUUGCGACAGCGAUCCUUGGAGGGGCAGAGAGAAGGCGAGUCCUCAUCGUCGUCUUCAUCAACCAGUGAACAUGCAUCAUCUUCGAGCGACGUCUUCUUCAGCUUGCGCGGCACUUACGGCGUUGCGGACGCACAUUUAUCAGAUGGUGAAUCCCCCGUGAAAAACCCGGACCAGGAGGAUGCUGACGUAAACGAUAGCCAAGCCAAGAACAGAUAUUUAGGCGUGGCGGUUGGGG
Messenger RNA from Amoebophrya sp. A25, 262 nucleotides. Lineage: Eukaryota; Dinophyceae; Syndiniales; Amoebophryaceae. The record is from the annotation of a GenBank genome assembly.